AUGCCCAAGAAGUUGCUGAACAAGAAGCUGAAGGUCGGCCCAGUUUUGGACGACACAUGGUUCGACUGGGCAAGGCUUACGCAAGAGGAACUCCGGCAGGAAGAGCUGCGUGCGCAACGCGUUGAUGGCCUCUUCGACUGGAGCGCCCUUGAGCAAGCUGAGGAGUGCAGCAAGGCACGCGCUGCCUUAAACAAGGCCGCGCACCAGCGGCGGCAGCAGCGGCUUGCAGGGAUGACGCCGCGCGGGCGUCGUGGCGUGGCCAUCUGCAGCCUGCCGGUCCUGGCAUCCGGGCACUGCAUGUGGUCCCAGGAAGGUGGUGCGGGGCGUUUGCGUUCGCUCAGCCACGACAAAAGCAGGCCAAUAUCGCCAAGAUGCUGCGACAAGAGGCCGACCACUAGAGCCCAGGUUUUCUGGGCCGCUGCGUCAAGGCGCCAAAUGAAGUGA
Messenger RNA from Symbiodinium sp. CCMP2592, 444 nucleotides. The record is from the annotation of a GenBank genome assembly. NCBI's taxonomy places the organism in Eukaryota, Dinophyceae, Suessiales, Symbiodiniaceae.